Molecule: messenger RNA, 492 nt
Organism: Pyricularia pennisetigena
Lineage: Eukaryota; Fungi; Ascomycota; Sordariomycetes; Magnaporthales; Pyriculariaceae
Exons: 3
Coding region: 1-492 (163 amino acids)
Molecular function (GO): calcium ion binding
Source: RefSeq, a predicted model, not a curated record
AUGAAGUCCGCCACCGCCGCAGUCCUCAUCCUCAUCGUGAUCCCCGCCGCGCUCGCCUGUUGCAGGCAGAACACCCUCACCUCGUGCUGCGGCAAAGGCAAAUGCAACAUAUUCUGCUGCAACUGCGACGGAGGCUGCAAGCCCAAGGACCAAUGUUGGGGCAUCAGCCAGCCUAUCUGCUGGGCCGGUCCCAACAACGUGUACUGCGCGCGGUCCGUGGGCGCCGAAGCAUCGUCGAAGCCGUCCGACUUCCACGACGCGGCCGAGGGUUCGCUCGGGUCCAGCGUCGUCGGCCUUUCGGCGGAGGAGCGCCGCGCCGAGGACGUCAAGGUCUUCAACAAGGUCGACGUGGAUGGCAAGGGAUUCUUCACGUAUGGCGAGUUCCUGGGCUUUGCCGGCGAGCCGGACUCGGAGGCGCUCGAGGAGUAUUUUGCAAAGUUCGACAGAAACGGCGAUGGUGUUAUCAACGUCGAUGAGAUGCGUCUCGAGUAG